This is a messenger RNA of Perkinsus marinus ATCC 50983, 447 nucleotides long. RefSeq lists its product as hypothetical. The annotation marks the transcript as partial. The record is from RefSeq and is a predicted model, not a curated record. The transcript has a single exon. Lineage: Eukaryota; Perkinsozoa; Perkinsida; Perkinsidae.
GCGAGCACUGCUCGCCGAGCAGCAUCGCGCAGGUCAUGGGCUCUCUCUUCGGUUGGUCGGCGUGUGGGCCCUAUUGAGCUCGGUUCCUGGGUCUACGUUUGGCGGCCAGCCCACUACAAGAUUGCCACUAAUUGGAUGGGUCCGGCCCGUGUUAUGGCUGUACGUCCUGCUGACACCUAUCUGGUUUAUUGGUUGGGAUCGAGAGAUGAUGGUGCCGAUGGAAGAUCGUCUACUGAGUCUGGUUACAACCUUAUGCCUAUUCGCCAGGCUACUGUACUCGCAGAUCUCAACGAUCGCUACAACAAGAUCAUCUUGAGAGCUGCUGCCGUGCAACGUGCACUUUCGGCCCGUCAGCAGAUUGUACGUCAACCAGCACUACCUACUCCACAAGACAUCUUUAAUGCUGCUGCCCCCAACAGUCUAUUGUAUCAGGCUGUUAGCAGAUAA